Molecule: messenger RNA, 2051 nt
Organism: Dicentrarchus labrax (European seabass)
Lineage: Eukaryota; Metazoa; Chordata; Actinopteri; Moronidae
Gene: aifm5
Product: apoptosis inducing factor mitochondria associated 5
Exons: 19
Coding region: 354-1994 (546 amino acids)
Cellular component (GO): cytoplasm
Molecular function (GO): oxidoreductase activity, acting on NAD(P)H; 2 iron, 2 sulfur cluster binding; flavin adenine dinucleotide binding
Source: RefSeq, a predicted model, not a curated record
UCUGCAACAAUAACGGGGCUGAACACGACCAGUGACAUCACCCAAACCGCUCAGUCACCGGAGACCCAAAAGCAGACUAAACUUUUGGUUGAUUUUUACCUUUUUAUUUUUUAUUUUUUAAAUCUUCAUCAAACUCAAAUAGGCCACGUUUCAUGGUCUCCAAGGAUCAAAGGGAUGAGGGUUGGGGAUGGACCGGUUGCCGUGGAAACGGACUUCUAUCCCAUCAUUGAGCUGAUGAGCAGAAAACAACCUGUGAACUCGGAAAAACUUCCUUCAGCGGAGCAUCUGAUCAGCUUUUAAUGUUUCUGGAGGGGGUUUGUGUAUCUUGGUGGAGUUACAACUGAAUCAGAAACAUGUCCGGGACCAAACCACCCCGCCAGGAGUUUUCAGACUCCGAUCCAGAGGACACAUCAGAGGAGCUGACAAACGUGGUGUGUCUGGAGUCAGACCUGAAGGAUGGACAGAUGAUGGAGGUUGAAGUGGGACGCCACACCGUGCUGUUGGCACGCAGCGAGGGCAAAUACAGUGCCAUGGGUAACCAGUGUACGCACUAUGGCGCCCCGCUCAGCAAAGGGGUUAUUUCAGGCAACACAGUGCGCUGUCCGUGGCACGGUGCCUGUUUCAACGUCCAUACAGGAGAUCUGGAAGAAUACCCCGGCAUGGACGGUUUACCCUGCCACAAGGUCAAAAUUCAAAACAGCAAAGUGUAUGUGUCUAUAAACAAAAAGACUCUCAGGCAGCAAAAAAGAAUAAAGAGUAUGGGAGCUGCAGUACCAGGAGUCGAUCACACUAUUCUGCUGCUGGGAGGAGGAGCUGCGUCUUUAAUCUGCGCUGAGGUUCUACGUCAGGAAUACUUCGGCGGUAGAAUCAUCAUGGUUACCAGUGACGAGCUGUUACCUUACGACAAAACCCGACUCAGCAAGGUAAUGAAUGUGGAGAGUGACACUAUUCUGCUGAGGAGGAUGGAGUUUUACCAGAAGUACGACAUUGAGGUGUGGCUCAGGAAAGAAGCGCUGUCAGUGGACACAGACAAGAAGACAGUCACAUUUGAUGAUAGUUCAGUCCAGAGCUAUGACCAGCUCCUCAUCUCAACGGGCUGCAGAGCAAAGGGUCUGAACGUGCCUGGCAUGAAGUUGGACAAUGUCAAGAUGUUGGAGACGCCAGAGGACGCCCGGCAAAUCCACGCAGCCUGUCUGGGCUGCAACGUCGUCCUUGUGGGAACCUCUUUUGUUGGCAUGGAAAUUGCAUCUUAUUUAAUAGACAAAGCCUCCAGCAUCACAGUGAUCGGCAGCAGUGAGCUGCCGUACCAGAACACACUGGGUCGUGAAAUCGGCAGAGCUACCAUGAUGAUGCUUUCAGAGAAAAAUGUGAAAUUCCACAUGAAUGAUAUUGUGACAGAGAUCAAAGGUGUGGAUGGAAAGGUGAAGGAGGUUGUCCUUAAAAGUGGAAAAGUUAUUCCAGCGGAUGUUUUGAUUGUUGGUAUUGGAGUCAAACCAAACUCAGAGUUCCUGCGGGGAAGUAAAAUACAGAUGGACUCAAGAAACUUUGUAACAGUCGAUAAGUACAUGCGCACCAAUGUCCCCGGUGUGUUCUGUGGGGGCGACCUGGCCACCUUCCCCCUGGCAAUGGCCAAAAACCAGCUAGUCAACAUCGGACACUGGCAGAUGGCACAAGCACACGGGAGGAUAGCAGCUCUGAACAUGCUGGAUAAACAGAGUGAACUCAGCUCUGUUCCUUUCUACUGGACCGUCCUACUGGGUACAACCAUCCGAUAUGCAGGUUAUGGAGAGGGAUACACUGAGAUUGUAUUGAAAGGAAAGUUGGAGGACAAGAAGUUCUUGGCAUUUUACAUCAAGGAUAAUGAGGUCAUAGCGGCAGCAGGCCUAAACUACGACCCAGGAGUGUCUGCAGUCGCUGAGAGGCUCCUAACAGGAAAAGUUAUCACGAAGGAAGAGGCUGAAUCAGAUGACCUGAGCUGGCUGCAGUUGUCCUGAUCUACACUUUCCUCCACUCAUCCGCUCAACACAUCAUCUGUACAGUGUCGUCAUGCA